AUGGCGUCUCCAUUGAUCGAUUCGUCUAUACAUGCGAUUCAACUCAAUCGAAUGGCUCAAGCGAAAUGGAGAGUCGACGACUACCUGACACGAAAACGGGAACUCCUUGCUGAUCUAGCUGAUUUUAAAGAAAAUGAAAGAUUUAUCGAAGAGACUGCUAAAACGAUAGACGAGCUCAAUCGUGAGAAAGAAGAACAUUCGGAGAUCAUACAACAAAUAAAUCAGGACAAAUGCGACUUAGAGAAGCAAAUGGAUGACGCAAGAUUCGAACAACGUGAACGGGAGACACAAUUAGCAAGAAAAUACGAAACCCUAUUGAAAUUAAUGGAAUCGUCAAAUGAGAAAAUUCGAGAAAGUGGCCUGGGCGAAGAGGCAACAAUUCAUCCGGAUGAUAUACCACAUGCACGAAUUCCUAAGCUACCCACACCACCUACACCAUUAUCAGCUCCUCAAUGGAAAGGUCUUACCGGUCUCAUCCCACCAAUGAUGUCCUUAGAUCAGAUGAUGAUGGCCACACAAUUUCGACCACCGCCGGCAGUGCCGGCACAUUUGAAAGCUUCCGAUCACCAGAGUCCUCCUAUGAAGACCUGCCAAUCCUGCUUUCAACAAAUUCAUCGCAAUGCUCCGAUAUGUCCAAUGUGCAAGAAACCCAAUUCUUCGUGUGAUUCGAUGUGCGGAUGUCCUCAACGAGGACAUCGUUCGUCCUCAUUCGAGAGAGGUUCGGAUCCGGAGGCACGCGCAUGUGUCGAAUCUCUUUCUGACUCCCAUCGACAUUUGGUGCAGGGUGUACUUCUCGAAACUUCUCAUCGUUUUAUUGCCUAUACGUGUAUAAUUUCACUAAUGGAUCUCGAGAAUUUGGCCAGUGAACUUACUGGGCUGCUAGUUGCAGGCGAUCGGCUUCGUAGCCUUAAAGCGUGCUACAACGACGUAUGUGCGGAAGAGUUCAUGCUCAGUGAGGUAAAGGAUCAUUUAGCGAAUUGUCGAAAAACCGAAGAAGACCUCGAGAAUGAACGAAAAAGUCAUGCGGAAGAGCUGAGACAAAUCAAUCAGGACAUCAAUCAACUUGAGGAUAUCCUUAAAUCACUGCGAUCUGAACGUGAAACGAAAAAAGCACGUUUAACUCGGCGUAUGAAUGAACUUCGAAUUGCUAUGGAUCAAGCCAAUGAGAGUAUUCGGGCUGCUGAAAUUAUUAAUAUAACAUUUGAAGAUAGUGACGGUAUACCGAAAGAGUUACUCGAUAGCCUCUUCAACUCAUCACCAAGUAAAGCACCUAUAGCGUCAUUGUCUUUUCUCGGCGGCCAUUUUCCAUUUUUGUCCUCAUUGACGAUGACGUCAGUUUGUAAGACACCACAACAGGAUAUGAGUAAAAUGAAGACAUGCGAAGCGUGUGGUGCGCAAAUUCAUCGAAACGCUCCAACGUGCCCGAUGUGCAAGACGCGAAGCCGUAGUAAAAAUCCGAAACGAGCACGAAAAAGAGACGAUUGA
This is a messenger RNA of Necator americanus (New World hookworm), 1485 nucleotides long. RefSeq lists its product as uncharacterized. The coding region runs from base 1 to 1485 and encodes 494 amino acids. Gene Ontology annotation, cellular component: nucleus. The transcript has 13 exons. Lineage: Eukaryota; Metazoa; Nematoda; Chromadorea; Rhabditida; Ancylostomatidae. The record is from RefSeq and is a predicted model, not a curated record. Gene Ontology annotation, biological process: positive regulation of neuron differentiation.